Molecule: messenger RNA, 2859 nt
Organism: Gossypium arboreum
Lineage: Eukaryota; Viridiplantae; Streptophyta; Magnoliopsida; Malvales; Malvaceae
Product: G-type lectin S-receptor-like serine/threonine-protein kinase At1g34300
Exons: 1
Coding region: 49-2604 (851 amino acids)
Biological process (GO): protein phosphorylation; recognition of pollen
Molecular function (GO): ATP binding; protein serine/threonine kinase activity
Source: RefSeq, a predicted model, not a curated record
UGGCAGGAAAACAAAGCAAAGAAACCUCGGGAAAAAAAGGAAAAGAAAAUGUCAAAGUUUUCUCUAUUUCUCAUCUACCUCAAUUUCCUCUUCGCCAUUUCUUCAUCUUCCACUCUCAUACCUUUAGGCUCAACUCUUCAAGCUUCAAAUAGAAACCAAUCAUGGUCGUCACCCAAUACCAGUUUCUCACUUUCUUUCAUUCCUGUUACACCUUCCUCUUUUGUGGCUGCCAUCACUUACAAUGCUGGAGAUGUUAUUGUAUGGUCAGCUAGUGAUGGCAGCAAUGGCACUGGUGAUGGAACUUCUCUUGUUGUCGACUCUGGUGGGACUUUAAAUUUGCUUUCCAAUGGAGCCCUCCGUUUAACUAAUGGCUCCGGUGCCAUUGUUUGGGACUCUGCUACUGCUAACAGAGGUGUUUCACAUGCGUCUCUUGAUGAUUUGGGCAACUUUCAGCUCCUCAAUAAUGGAAGUGUUCCAAUAUGGUCCUCGUUCCACAACCCGACUAAUACCUUGGUUCCUUCACAGAAUUUCACCGUUGGUAUGGUUUUACGCUCUGGGUCUUACUCCUUGAGUCUUGAUAGAUCAGCUAAUCUUACUUUGAACUGGAAUGACACAAUUGAAUACUGGAGUUUAGGGUUCAACUCAUCUAUCAAUGGGAAUUUGACAUCACCUAGGUUUAUGUUGCAGUCUAAUGGGAUUUUGGUAGGUUUAGAUCCUUCGUUUGCUAGGGGCAUGAUUAGCAUGGCUUUUACUACUGACUAUGGUGAAAGCAACGAUGUGUUUAGGUUUUUAAGGAUGGAUAAUGAUGGGAAUUUGAGGAUUUACAGCAGUAGUGGGAACAAUGGGAGUGGGAAUAUAACCCAGACAUGGGCAGCUGUAACUGAUCAGUGUCAGGUUUACGGAUUCUGCGGCAACAUGGGAAUUUGUAGUUACAAGGAUUCGAAACCGGUUUGUGGAUGUCCAUCUCAGAACUUUGAGCCUGUUAAUGAACAUGACGGCAGAAAAGGAUGCAAAAGGAAAGUGGAGAUUGAGGAUUGUCCUGGGGAUGUUACCAUGUUGCAAUUAGAACAUACCAUGUUCCUAACUUAUCCUCCUGAGCUUUCCGAUCAGUUGGUCACUCUUGCAAUUGUAGCUUGUAGAACCAAUUGUCUUGCUAGUAGUACUUGCACUGCUUCUACUUUAGUAGCUGAUGGAAGUGGAUUUUGUUACCUGAAAACGCCUGAUUUCGUUAGCGGCUAUCAGGGCGCGGUUCUUCCAAGCACCUCUUUCAUAAAAGUUUGUGGACAUGCUAUUCCAAAUCCAUCACCUUAUCAGGAAGCGUCCCCUAAGGAUAAUGAUUCCUUGCAUACUAUGGUCAUUGUCUCUGUGGUUAUGGCCAGCCUUUUGGCUUUGGUUGUAGUAGGGAUAGGUUUUUGGUGCUUGUUUUACAGCAAUAGCAAUAAACCGGGGCGUAUGUCAGUUCAAUACGAACUUCUUGAUUAUGCAUCUGGUGCACCAGUGAAGUUCUUAUACAAGGAGCUGCAACAGUCUACAAAAGGCUUUUCAGAGAGGCUUGGAGAAGGUGGUUUUGGGGCUGUUUACAAAGGAACACUGGCUAAUAGAAUGGUGGUUGCAGUGAAGCAACUCGAGGGAAUUGAGCAAGGUGAGAGGCAAUUCAGGAUGGAAGUUGCAACUAUUAGUAGUACACACCAUUUGAAUUUGGUGAGAUUGGUGGGGUUUUGCUGUGAAGGGCGUCACAGGCUUCUAGUGUAUGAAUUCUUGAAAAAUGGUUCACUUGACAAGUUCCUUUUUACGUCGAAAGACCAAUCCGGAAAAUCAUUGAAAUGGGAAAAUCGAUUCAACAUUGCUCUUGGAACGGGUAGGGGAAUCACCUACCUUCAUGAGGAAUGUCGAGACUGCAUAAUUCAUUGCGAUAUAAAACCGGAAAACAUUCUGUUGGAUGAAGCUUACACUGCCAAAGUGUCGGAUUUUGGCCUUGCAAGGCUUAUGAAUCCAAAGGAUCAUAGACACUUGUCAUUGGCAAGCAUUAGAGGGACUAGAGGAUACUUGGCACCAGAGUGGCUUGCACAUCAUCCAAUAACCUCAAAGUGUGAUGUUUAUAGCUAUGGGAUGGUUUUAUUAGAAAUAGUGAGUGGAAGAAGGAACUUCGAGGUCUCACCGGAAACAGACGGUAAAAAGUUCUCCCUCUGGGCUUAUUCGGAGUUCGAAAAGGGUCACAUUGAGGCCAUUGUUGAUAAAAGAAUAAAAGAUGUUGAUAGUGAGGAAGUUGAAAGGGCAAUUAUGGUGAGCUUUUGGUGCAUACAGGAACAACCAUCCCGAAGGCCAAUGAUGGGAAAAGUGGUGCAGAUGUUAGAAGGGGUCAUCGAUAUUGGCAGGCCACCAGCUCCAAAACCGGCUGCAGAAGGCUCCAGCAGGGGAACAACCAUAACUGUAAACAGCAAUGUGAGUGGUCUGUCAACAUAUGCAGCAUCCACCCCUGCUCCCUCUUCAUCAUCUUCAUUCAUGAACAUAGGAGCUUCGCCUCCAACACCAGAGAGGGAAAUGGGGAAGGAAUCUUCUUCCUUACUAGGCUUAAAGCCAAGUGAAAUCGAUCCCGACUCGUGAUUUGCGCACAAAACAACAGCUCAUCGAUGUGCAGCUCGUAUUCUGGACUCGGUUCCUGAAGAGUUUUCUUCUAGGCGUUGAAACAUGGCACAUCCCUUCGAAUUUUCUUCUUCUUGUUUUUUUUUUUUUUAAAUAUGCCUCCUUUAAAAUGGUACAUCGUACCUUAAGCUCAGUUUAUUCGGCAUCCAUUUCUUUUUUAAAUUACUCAAUCAGAUUGGUUGGAUUAAUUUAAAUAAAGAGAUUAAAUCAAUUAAA